UCUUCAGGUCGCAAUGUCGCAUUGAAACAGAACGCCGUGCAGUCUUCCACUUUCACGUGCGAUGAUCUUGGCGGGUUUCUAGCGUCCAACGCCGUCGAUGGUAACACAAAUGGUUCGGUCGCAAGCCACUCGUGUACCAACACAGACACCAGAGAUCCUUCACCAAGCUGGACUGUGACGUUUGGCCAUCCUCAGCUCGUCAACAGAUUCGUGUUGUACAACAGAGUUGGUCAUGGUACUCUCAAAAUAUAACCUAUAAAAUCUAUAAAACUGAAUAACUUCGCUUAAGCUCAAAUCAUGAAACUAAUUUGAAUUCGAUCAAAGUAAUAUGCAUAAUGUUAAAUUUACAACAACAAUAAAAAAAGGUAAGUUAAAUAUAUUUCUUUAAUUUUUUUUGCAAAAAAUCAUCUAUCAAAAAAAACCAUUGGUACUGAAGAAUCAAAGUACUUUUAAAAAAAUAAAUAUAGAUCAAUACUAAAAUAUUAGCAACCAUUACAUUUACAAGUUUUUAUUGAGAUGAACUUAUUUUAACAAAAAGACCUUAUUUAAUUAGGCUAGAUUAAUUUAUUUUACAGAAUGUGGGGGUCUUUGUUCAGAAAGGUUAAAGAACUUUACCCUUGAAAGUUUGGACUACGAAAACACCACGGUGUUCAGUUACCAGGACUCGAGUGUCACAGCAUUGACGGUAUACACAGUAACCGUGCCGGGCCGUUUGAGGGGUUCACCGGUCAGCUUACUUCAGAUCAACGCUACAGUUCUAGCCAAUGAAGACUCAAACCCUGUUCUCACACUGUGUGAAUUUGAGGCCUAUGGGGGU
This is a messenger RNA of Lymnaea stagnalis (great pond snail), 817 nucleotides long. NCBI's taxonomy places the organism in Eukaryota, Metazoa, Mollusca, Gastropoda, Lymnaeidae. The record is from the annotation of a GenBank genome assembly.